Lobosporangium transversale is the source of this 1050-nucleotide messenger RNA. Its product is annotated as ribosomal protein L13e. NCBI's taxonomy places the organism in Eukaryota, Fungi, Mortierellomycota, Mortierellomycetes, Mortierellales, Mortierellaceae. Bases 338 to 967 code for a protein of 209 amino acids. The record is from RefSeq and is a predicted model, not a curated record. Gene Ontology annotation, molecular function: RNA binding; structural constituent of ribosome. Gene Ontology annotation, cellular component: cytosolic large ribosomal subunit; ribosome. The transcript has 3 exons. Gene Ontology annotation, biological process: translation.
AAACCGACUAAAUUGUCAGAAUCUAACCUCAGUAACUACCAUGCCAUCAUAAGAUGAAUUUAACAUCAGCUUCAACGACCAACAACCGACUAAAGGAAGCAUCGAUGGCCUGAGUUGCAAAAUGUCCAACAGAAUCUAUUACUGACAGUGCACUUUCUGCUUAUUAUUAUUUAUUUAUUUUUUUUGCUUCCAUUCCUUCGACUCUUAAAAAAAAAAAAACGAACACCAUUUAACGGGAACUUGAAUUGUAUGACAAAUGGAAAACUUUUAAAAUCGACUUGGAAACCGUCACCCCUGGAUCCGUUUGAUUCUGGAUUAUUUUUCUGUCUUGCAGACCAUGAAGCACAACAACCAAUUGCCCGGAAACCACUUCCGCAAGGACUGGCAGAGCCGCGUCAAGGUCUGGUUGGACCAAGCUGGCCGCAAGAAGACCAGACGCAUUGCACGCAUCCAAAAGGCUGCUCGCAUUGCUCCUCGUCCCGUUGAUGGCUUGAUCCGCCCUGCUGUCCGCUGCCCCACUGUCAAGUACAACACCAAGCUCCGUGCUGGUCGUGGCUUCACCCUUGAGGAGCUCAAGGCUGCUGGUAUCCGUCGCAAGGAGGCUCUCUCCAUCGGCAUCUCGGUUGACCACCGCCGUCGUAACAAGUCUGAGGAGUCUCUCCAGCUCAAUGCUCAGCGUCUCAAGGCAUACAGGGCCAAGUUGAUCGUCUUCCCCCGUAAGGCUGGCAAGGCCAAGGCUGGUGACGCUCAGGCUGCUGACCUCUCCAAUGCAACCCAGUUGUCUGGUCCUCUCUUCCCUGUCAACCAGAUCUGGCCCAAGGAGAAGGCUCGCAAGAUCACUGAGGAGCAGAAGAGCCAUUCUGCUUACGAGCAACACCGCAAGGCUCGCUCCGUUGCCCGCCUUCACGGUAUUCGUGAGGCCCGUCGCAAGGCCAAGGAGGAGGAGGAGGCCAACAAGAAGAAGUAAAUUUAAAUGCAGGAUAUCUGUAGUUCACUUUACUUUUUUCUUAUUAAAGCAAAAAUCCUUCCGCAGUUUAUAUUUUUAUUUAA